Molecule: messenger RNA, 5826 nt
Organism: Aureobasidium musti
Lineage: Eukaryota; Fungi; Ascomycota; Dothideomycetes; Dothideales; Saccotheciaceae
Source: the annotation of a GenBank genome assembly
AUGUCAUUCACUAACAUGAUGAGCAAAGNNGGCACUCUCCACCUUAGGGUCUGCUUGCUCGAUGGCAAUAUUGAUAUCCAACCAGCAUUUCGCAGCAAGGACAUGCUGGACAACGAGGUAACCAGAUACAUCAGAUCGCUUGUGGAUACCAUUCAGCUUUGCAUCUUGAACCCGAAAAUCACGAUCGAGGACUCAUUACGACCUACAUCGAGUGAUCUGGACGAGAUCUGGCGAUAUAACAAUGAAGUGCCACCAACUUAUGAUUUCUGCAUGCAUGAGAUGGUUUCUGAGCGAGCUCAGCAAUUUCCUGACAAAGUCGCAAUUGACUCCUGGGACGGCACUUUGACGUUUGGACAAAUCGACCAAUAUUCCACUUCCAUGGCACAAUGUCUGGUCACCGAGGGCGUGCGACCACACGAUAUUGUACCGCUGUGCUUUGAAAAAUCACGAUGGGCCAUUGUUGCUGUACUGGCAACCAUGAAAGCAGGAGCGACCUUUGCAAUGAUGGAUCCAUCACUUCCGCUUGCUCGACUCCAAAAUAUGGCUGUGCAAAUUGGUGCANAAAUUAUCGUCUCCUCGCGCAUGCAGAAUGAUUUUGCCAAAUCUAUUCUGUCAGAUGCACCACAUCUCAUUAUCGAAGAAGAUGCUUGCAAACAAACCGUUCCUGGAAGCUUGAAUAAGCUUCUGCCCGUCGACCCUAACACUCUAAUGUACAUUAUCUUCACGUCUGGCAGCACUGGUACGCCAAAAGGUGUCACGAUCUCUCACAAGACAUACACCAGUAGUGCGAUCCCCCGAGCGAAAGCAGUUGGCUAUACCGAGAAGUCCAGAGUUCUCGAUUUUGCAUCAUAUGCGUUCGAUGUCAGUAUCGACAGUAUGUUCCUGACAGUAGGCAACGGCGGUUGUCUUUGCAUUCCCUCGGACGAAGAUCGUUUGAACGACAUCAAUAGUGUGAUCAGAGACAUGAAAAUCAACUACGCAGGCAUUACACCGUCUAUGGCUCGAAUUUUGGAUCCAGAUGUUAUCAAAUCACUUGAUGUUCUAGGUCUUGGAGGUGAAGCUGCAUCUGCCAGAGAUGUCAACUUCUGGGGUCAAGACACCAGAAUCGUUAUUGGCUAUGGACCUUGCGAAUGCACUAUUGGAUGCACGAUCAACAGCGAUACUGCGACUGGCAGAGACUACAUAUCUAUCGGCACUGGUAACGGAGCUUGUAUGUGGAUCGUAAACCCCGAUGACCACGAGCAACUUAUGCCUGCUGGUGCCGUCGGCGAACUGCUUGUCGAGGGCCCCAUUGUCGGUCAAGGCUACCUGAACGAUCCUGAGAAGACCGCAGCCGUCUUCAUCAAUGACCCUGCUUGGCUUGUCAAAGGUCAUGGCAAGUAUGCUGGUCGUCGUGGUAGACUAUACAAGACCGGAGAUCUCGGAAAAUAUGAUCCUGAUGGUUCUGGUGGUAUCAUUUUUGCUGGACGGAAAGAUACUCAGGUCAAGCUCCGUGGUCAACGUGUCGAGUUGGGUGAAAUUGAAAGCCAGUUUGGAGCAAGACUGCCUUCUGGUACCACAGUGAUUGCUGAGGUUGUUGUACCACAAGGAACAGGCGGUCAAGCUACGUUGGUUGCAUUUGUUGCACCUGUAGCCUCAAAGGGGCACGUCCAGACAAACAUCGGCUCGAUUAAACUUCCGCAUGAGCUACGACAAGCUCUUGCAAAGGCUGAUGCAGAGGUUAAGGAGGUUCUGCCUCGCUACAUGGUGCCGACUUCGUAUAUCCCGGUUAAUCACAUUCCAGUCUUGAUUUCUGGAAAGACUGAUCGCAAGCAAUUGAAGGCUUUCGGCACUACUGUAGAUUUGAGAGACCUUGGCCAAGACUCUAGUGAGGCCAGCCGUGAGCUCAACGACCUAGAAAAGCGUCUGCAGCAGGCCUGGAGUCAAGUGUUGAAUCUGGACGCCGCAGGCAUUGGUCUCAAAGACAACUUCUUUGCCCUUGGAGGCGAUUCUCUGGCAGCGAUGAGACUUGUAUCGACCUGCAGGACGCAAGGGCUCAUCUUGUCGGUCAUUGACACAUUUAGCAACCCAGGUCUUUCUGCCAUGGCUAGCGUUGUUAAAGUCGGUCGUGCUCAGACACAGGAGGAGCUUUUGCCAUUUUCCACCAUUACGCGCUCAGUCAACGAUGCUCGUCUCGAAGCAGCGCAAGCUUGUGGGACCGAUGCUGCGAAGGUCGAGGACAUCUAUCCCUGCACCCCAACACAGGAGUCGCUAUUUACGUUUUCGCUCAAGUCGAAAGAACUCUAUCUCGCUCAGAGAGUAGCAUCUAUACCUCAAGAUAUGGAUGUCGACGCAUUGAAGAAGGCUUGGGGCAAAGUCGUCGCCGCCAAUCCUAUUCUUCGCACUCGUGCUGCGCAGCUUGAUGAGCCUGGACUUCAGCAGGUUGUGUUAAAUGAGGAUAUAUCUUGGAGACAUGCCACCAACCUGGAGCAGUAUCUGGAAAGCGACAAGAAUGAGAGAAUGGAUCUUGGUCAAAACCUGGCCCGCUAUGCCAUCAUUGAGUCGGUAGAGACUGGCAAUCGUUAUGUGGUCUGGAGUGUUCAUCAUCUGCUGUAUGAUGGAUGGUCGGAGCCACUAAUCCUUGUGCAAGUCAGCGAUGCUCUUCGUAAUCAGCCUUUCGAGAGCCCAGCUCGCAUGAGAGAUUUUGUCGAGUACGUCCGUGAGACGGAUGAAGAGGCCAUGCAAGAAUUCUGGAGACAGGAGCUAAAGGGUGCUGUCGGACCUCAAUUUCCUUGCAUGCCAUCCAGGGACUUUGUUCCCACCCCUGAUGCUAUGGUCGAGCGUAUCAUACCACUUGAGACUGGUGUUGGGUUUCCUUUCACACUGGCAACACUCAUUCGUGGUGCAUGGGCACUCGUAGCUUCGCAGUACUCAGGCAGUGAUGAUGUCUUGUUUGGUGAGACGCUGACUGGGCGUGACAUUGCACUCAGUGGAGUCGAGAGUAUUGUUGGUCCUCUGAUUGCUACAGUACCCAUCCGUAUUCGUAUCAACAGAAACAGCACACUCGAGUCUUUCUUGCAAUCCGUCCAGCAGAGCAUCCUGGCUAGAACCCCUUACCAGCAUAUGGGAUGGCAGAACAUCAGAAAGGUUAGCCAAGAUGCCCAACAUGCGUCAGAGGCACCGACUGGUCUAGUCAUCCAGCCCGAGCCCGAGUACGUGGGCAAUGAUCUUGGCUUCCAGCUUGGAGACGUGGUCCGUGAAGCACUCCACUUCAACCCCUAUCCUCUCAUGGUUGGAUGUGGAAUUCGAAAAGGUGGCUUCAGAGUCUGUGCCAACUUUGAUAGCAGUCUGAUUGAAGUCUCUCAGAUGGAACGUAUCCUUGCACAGCUGGAAGUCGCUUGUAGGCAAUUGACCAAGGAUCUUUCGGGACCUGUGAGUGAGGUCAGCUGCCUACCAGAGGAAGAAUUGAACCAGAUUUGGCAAUGGAACCAAAUUCCACCCUUGGCUUAUGACGAAGCAGCAAAACGCCUGGGCACAGUUACAGGUACAAAGCAGGGCUCUGUCUAUCCUCCUGCGGCCGUGGCAUGGGUAUGUGAUCCUCGUAAUCCUUCUAAGCUGGUGCCCAUCGGCUCUGUGGGUGAGCUCUGGCUUGAAGGAAAUUCCCUCCCUUGCGAGACCCUUGAGUCACCCACUUGGCUUCUAGCUGGAAGUCCUUCAUAUCCCGGUCGUACUGGCAAAGUACAAGCUACAGGCGAUUUGGUUGAGCUGCGUGCUGACGGAAGCUUGACCUUCAUUGCGCGCAAGGAUAACUUCUUGCCCAUUCAAGGCCACUUAGUCGACUUUGCCGAGCUUGAGGCACAUAUUGCUAGAUACCUGCCGCCCGCUACCCGUGGCGUCACCACAGUCCUGCACUCGGAAUCAGAGGCCAACCAAGAGAUCGUGGUCUUUAUUGAUCAACAGCCAUCUCUCGAAGAUAGUGUCAACGUCCUACCUGAAGACCACAAAGUGCUUGAGUCGGAAGUGUCGAUCCGUGCUAGCAUCCCGGUCGAACUUGCCGUUGCAUUGAAGAAGCUUGACAAGCACAUCCAUGACUCACUGCCUUCCUACGUCGCACCGUAUGCAUACAUUGUGGUAGACAACUUGCCUACCAAUAACGCAGGUCAGAUCGACCGCGAGACGCUGGAGAACAUGGCUUCGAAAAUANCCCCCAACGUUGUCAGUCAGCUCCGCUGGGGGCUUGAGCAAGCUUGGUCAACGAAUAUAGCUCAGGUCAAGCUGACAGUAUCAGAGGACAUCCUCCGGACAGCUUGGGCCAAGAUCCUCCGGAUCAGCGCAGACAAGAUUGACGUUGAUGACAACUUCUUCCGCCUCGGAGGCGACUCCGUGUUGGCGAUGAAACUAGUGUCCAGUCUUCGUGCUCAAGGACAUGCUCUGUCAGUAGCUGACAUCUUCCAGCACAUGCGUCUUGGAGGUGCUGCUAAGGUGUUGAAGUUGGAUGCCAUCUCGAAAGCUAAGAAACACAUACAAACGUACAAGCCUUUCUCUACGCUAGAUGUGUCGAACGUCGAGAGCUUCUUGUCCAAGAUUGUCAGACCCAAGCUUGCCGAUCAGGACUGGGUUGUACGCGAUGUGCUUCCAGUGACUGACACCCAGGCACUCGAUAUCAAGCAAACCAUCUCACCACCACGGACGUCACUCCAAUAUACUACUUUGAUCUUUGGCAAGAACAUUGAUAGUGAGAAAUUGCUCAAUGCUUGCAAGCAGCUCGUCCAGACGCACGACAUCCUUCGCACUGCCUUCAUACAGCACGAUUUGACUUUCUACCAAGUCGUAAUGGAGAGUCUGGAUGAUGUGAUUGUCACUAAGAAAGUCGAAGGUGAUUUGAAACAACAGGUCACAGAUAUUUGCACUACAAAUAUUGAGGGAGAGUUUGCGUUCGGCAGUGCCUUUGCCAAAAUCUUGCAUGUCCAAAGCAGUGAUGGGCAAGAAGGUCUCAUUUUACGUCUUUCGCAUGCUCAGUAUGACGGUGUAUCAUUGCCAGCACUCCUCACUGACCUUGAGACGUUGUACACAGGUGGCAGGGUUACCAGUGAGCCUUUCGCUACCUACAUCUCAGCUACGCUAGAGUCCUCUGUGCAGGAGAAAUCUCUGACAUACUGGAAAGGUUUGCUCUCUGGCUCUUCGCUGUCAUCUUUGAAUACUUCUACCGGAGAUGACGACAAGGGCUUAUUCAAGUCUGCUUUGGUAGACAUGGCAAACAAACCCUCAGAUGUAACGACCGCCAACAUCCUCACAGCAGCAUGGUCUCUCGUCCUAGCACGCCGCCUUCAGACCCACGAUGUCGUCUUUGGUGCGGUAACCUCCGGUCGUAAUAUCUCGGGCCUGGCAAAUGCAGACAGCAUCAUGGGUCCCUGCUACCAACUCAAUCCGGUCCGCGUCAUUCUCUCCGCUUCCCAAGACACAGUCACACUUCUCCGCAACAUCGCUACUCAAGUUGCCGAGUCCAACGCCCACGACUUUGUAGGAUAUUCACGUAUCGCUGCAGCAGUUGGUUGGGAUACUAGCUCUGGCUUUGAUAGCUUGGUGCAUCAUCAAGAUGAUGAAGAUGAUGUGGACACUAUGCCAUUUGCAGGUGGUGUUUGUGCUGUUGAUUUAGUGAAGCCGCAUGGAGAUAGUCCGAAGCCAUUCAAGGUUGUGAGUUUUGUCAAGGGUGGGGAGACAUAUGUUGGUGUUGUUGGUUCUGAGAGGGAAGCCGCGUUCGUCGAGGAAGUUCUGCAAGAGUUAGUGGCAACUGUCAAGGAGAUUCUCAACGGUGGUGUUCUGGAGAUCCAGAUUGGAAAAUGUUGA